Molecule: messenger RNA, 1337 nt
Organism: Fusarium oxysporum Fo47
Lineage: Eukaryota; Fungi; Ascomycota; Sordariomycetes; Hypocreales; Nectriaceae
Product: protein GET4
Exons: 2
Coding region: 150-1139 (329 amino acids)
Biological process (GO): protein insertion into ER membrane
Cellular component (GO): cytosol; TRC complex
Molecular function (GO): protein binding
Source: RefSeq, a predicted model, not a curated record
CUGUGCCCCUCCACCAACAGUCGCCCACCUGAGCUGCAAGACCUCACCUCAAUAUCGUUAGGUAUUCUACGUCACUACAUUUCUUCUGGUCACAUCGCCGCCAAUCCACAAAGCUUUCCUCAAGUCACUCACCCUACAAACGCCUUACCAUGGCCAGCAAGGUUGACCGCAUAGUUGCCCGGCUACAGGCCAAGAUCGAAGAGGGUGAUUAUUACGAAGCUCAACAGCAGACCCGUGUCGCGGCAUCUCGUUAUAUCAAGACCUCCAACUGGCCUGCCGCGAUCGAUAUCCUCUCCAAUGUAUCCCAAGCUUUGCUGCGCGCGGGGCAGGGUGGUAGUGGAGGAGACCUGUGUGCUAUGCUGGUUGACGUCUACAAGCAGGCAGAACUCAAACCUGAUGCUACCGCCAAGGGUAGACUAUUGACCUGUCUGCGACUAUUCGAGGCUGGCGAGCCUACGAGGAAGAAGUUUAUCGGUGAAAUCAUAGCUUGGUCAGCAAAAUUUGGCGAAUAUCCAGCUGGAGAUCCUGAGCUUCACCAUGUCGCUGGCUCACUAUAUGCUGAGGAGCACGAUACAUACGAGGCCGAGAAACAUUUGAUAUUGGGGACCAAGGACUCGCCCGAGAUUCUGACAAAGAUGGAAUAUAAUUGGUACAAGGAGAGCGAGCCUCAUCAAGCGGCUCUCUUCGCCGGCCGCGCAGUUCUCCCAUAUCUCCUCGUUGGCAAUGUUCGUGCUGCCAAUACCUGCUACCGCCUCUUCACCAGCUCCCUCUCCAACGAUAACCCGAACCUUGGUGUCCAAGACGUAUCGAGCUCCGCUGGUGACAUCCGCAUCUUCCCAAGCCUGCCUCUACUCAACUUUCUUGGCUUUCUCCUUCUUGCUAUUCAACGCGGCGCACCCGAACUCUACCGUGCUUUGGUGUCCAAGUAUGCCACACAAAUCAACGAGGCGGGAUCAUGGGCCGAGGCGCUUGAGAUGGUUGGAGAGAUGUACUUCGGCCUGUCCAAGCCUCGACAAAGCAACCCCCUUAUGGAUAUGAUGAGCGGUUUCUUUGGCGGCGGUGGUGGCCAACCAGAAAAGCCAAAGCGUAAGCAGGUUACGCAACGGCAAGAUGCCCCCGCAGCGGAAGGUCUAGACUAGACGAUUUGAUCUGUGGGGUUGGAUGAUGGUAUACCAUAUUGCCUUGAGAAAAAAUAGACAGCAGGCGUUGUAAGGUAAAUAAAAGACUGGGCUAACCACGGGGCUGUUCUUCUGGUUCAAACAUCCAAUUAUCUUCGGCAAGGGCUGCCACUUUGGCUCGUAGACUUGCUCUCACAGCUUCAAGAAGUUCUAUUGCGG